Messenger RNA from Spirodela intermedia, 2203 nucleotides. The record is from the annotation of a GenBank genome assembly. NCBI's taxonomy places the organism in Eukaryota, Viridiplantae, Streptophyta, Magnoliopsida, Alismatales, Araceae.
AUGGCCUCUCUGCCGGUGACAGAUGGCGGCAGGAUCCUAACCGAUGCUUGGGACUACAAGGGGCGCCCCGCCAUCCGCUCACAGACCGGGGGCUGGACUAGCGCCUCCACCAUCCUAGGUUCUCUCUCUCUCUCUCUCCUUCUCUCCCUAUCUCACUCUCCGCCCCCCUCCCCCCCCCGCCCUUUAUCUCCCUCCUCGCUAAAGAUGAACAACUGCAGUGGUGGAGCUGAACGAGCGGUUAACAUCGCUGGGAAUCGCGGUGAACCUGGUGACCUACAUGACGGGCACGAUGCACCUCGGCAAUGCCGUGGCCGCAAACACAGUCACCAACUUUCUUGGCACCUCGUUCAUUCUCUGCCUCCUCGGCGGCUUCAUCGCCGAUACCUUCCUCGGCAGGUGAAGCGAAAUGGCUGCGUUGCUCAUUUGUGAAUCUCUACAAACGAUGUUUGUAGUCAUCUUCCUCUGCCUCACACGAGUACUCUCUACCAGGUAUCUCACCAUCGCCAUCUUCGCCGCCGUCCAAGCGACAGUAAGAACCUCUCUCUCUCUCUCUCUCUCUCUCUCUCUCUCUCUCUCUCCGUCUAGUUGUUUUAGUCGUCUCAGCGAAAUUUCUAUCGUCGAUUGAUGUAUUCAUCAGAAAAUUUAUCACUGAAGGGAGUAACCAUCCUGACAAUCUCGACGGCCGUUCCCGGCCUCCGUCCGCCAAGUUGCGUCCCUUCCUCCGACUCCUGCAUACCAGCCAGUGGUAUACAGCUUGCGGUGCUGUAUCUCGCCCUCUACAUGACGGCCCUCGGCACGGGUGGUCUCAAGUCCAGCGUCUCCGGCUUCGGAUCAGACCAGUUCGACGAGUCGAACCCGUGGGAGAAGAACAGGAUGAUGAAAUUCUUCAACUAUUUCUUCUUCCUCAUCAGCCUCGGCUCCCUGGUCGCGGUGACGGUCCUCGUCUACGUCCAGGACAACCUGGGUAGGCGGUGGGGCUACGGCAUAUGCGCCACCUCCAUCCUGAUCGGGCUGCUCGUGUUCCUCUCCGGUACUCGCCGAUAUCGCUUCAAGAAGCUGGUCGGAAGCCCUCUGACCCAGAUCUUCUCCGUCGUCGUGGUGGCGUGGAGAAACCGGCGGCUUCCACUGCCGUCGGAGGCGGCGCUGCUCUACGAUGUCGGCGAGCAGGCCAAGUUGGAUGGGAGACAGGGCGAGACAAAGCAGCCCUUGCCCCAUACCAAACAGUUCCGGUGAGAAAUCUAUCUUUCCAGGACUGAGAUAAUCUCCUCGCUCACGUGUUCGAUAGAUGUUUCGGAAUCUAGUCAAUUACUUCUGCCUUGAUCUCUGCAGUUUCCUGGACCGUGCCGCCAUUAAGAGAGGGGAAGCGUCGCCCCCGAGCAGGUGGCGGCUGAACACGCUGACGGACGUGGAGGAGGUGAAGAUGGUGGUGCGGAUGCUACCCAUCUGGGCCACCACCAUCAUGUUCUGGACUGUCUACGCCCAGAUGACCACCUUCUCCGUGUCCCAAGCCACCACCAUGGACCGCAGGGUUGCGGGCUCCUUCGAGAUCCCACCGGGCUCACUGACGGUCUUCUUCGUCCUCUCCAUCCUCCUCACAGUGCCCUUCUACGACCGCCUGGUCGUCCCCGUCUUCCGCCACUUCACCGGCAACUCGCAGGGCCUGACGCCGCUCCAGCGCAUCGGCGUGGGGCUGGUCCUCUCCGCCAUGGCCAUGGUCGCAGCUGCGCUAACCGAGAUCAAGCGUCAGCGGGUGGCCACCACCGUGGUCGACCCCCACGGACCGGUGCCCAUGAGCGUGUUCUGGCUGAUACCGCAGUUCCUUCUCGUCGGGUCGGGGGAGGCCUUCGCAUACAUUGGCCAGCUGGACUUCUUCCUCAGGGAGUGCCCCAGCGGGAUGAAGACCAUGAGCACGGGGCUGUUCCUCAGUACGCUGUCGCUCGGCUUCUUCCUCAGCUCCGCACUAGUGACUAUCGUCGACCGCGUAACGGGGCACGGCGGGCACCGCUCGUGGCUGGCUGACGAUCUCAACCAUGGGAGGCUCUACGACUUCUAUUGGCUACUGGCGGUGCUCAGCGUGCUCAACCUCAUCGUCUAUUUAGUCUCCGCUCGGUGGUACGUCUACAGGGAACGAGGAGAGUCGCCAGCAGACGACGGCAACCUCGGAGUCGAGCUCAGGGACGCCGAAACGAGCCACCACGGCUGA